CGGCCCGCUCCGGCGCGGCGCUGGUGUGGGGCGGCGCUCGCGGAGGGAGCCUGCCGUUCCGCGGAGGCGUUAGAAGCCGUGUCCGAGGCUGGUAGCAGACCGCCUGGGCCGUAUGUGCAGUCAGGGCAGGCCUUUCGCGAUCUGAAGGCGCUAAAGGGUUCGACGAAGUCGGUGGUAGUUAGUUGUUUAAGUCUUCAGCAGCAUCGAAAAUGGCAUCCCAAGAGGAAAUACUGCGUGAUGGACGGUUUAGCCGUAUUACUAGGGAUCCUAGAUUCUGGGAAAUACCAGAAGAAGAUUAUAAAGUGAAGAUUGAUAAACGAUUCCGAGCUAUGUUUCAUGACAAGAAGUUCAAGCUGAAGUAUACUGUGGAUAAAAGAGGUCGUCCUGUUAACUUUAGCUCUGUAGAGAACCUCAGAAACUUUUAUGCCCUGUCAGAGUCUGACUCGGAUCUUUCAGAAAAUGAUAGUAAAGUACAUACUGAGAAGAAAACAAAGAAAAAGAAAGCUAAGCCUAAAGGAAAAGUAGAUGCUGCAAAAGGUAUUGCUGAUGGUCUCCCUACGGAGGAGAAAAAACCAAACAAACAGGGGAUGGACCAAACAUGUAAAGCUGUGCCUAAAUUAGAUGAUCAUCAGAUGGAAGGACAGAAAAUUGCAUGUAAAUCCAAGUUGAAAGAAGACUGUAAGAAAACCACAACAGAAAUUGAUCACUGGAAGGGAAACAAGGGCCUCAGACACAAGGGGGAAAGUAGACAAGGAGAUGCAUCAAGAGGAAGAUCACAUUCAGUUCAAAAUGAGCAGAAGACUUCACAACCGUGUGGUACUAAAUCACUGAAGGCUCCUACGGUGGAACAUUCUCUACGAGAAAAAGUAGAAGAAUCAGCGACUCUGUGCACAGCCAUCUGUGAUCAAAGUGACAUCAAUAAAAAUCAACCAGAGAAAGAAAUUUGUGAAAGUGAAAACUAUUCUGAGUAUGCAGAAUCUGAAGAAGAGGAGUCAGAAGAUGAUGGGGUGACAGGCGAGGAAGAGGAGUCAGAAGAUGAGGAAACAAACGAGGAGGAUAGUGAUUCAGAAGAUGAAGAAAGCGAUAUUGGGCCUGAUCUAGCUAGGGGCAUAGGGAAUAUUGAAACGAGCUCUGAUGAUGAUGAAGAUUUCAGUGACCUCUUUCCAAAGGAGCCAGAGAUUGAGCACUCAUGGGGCGAGCUAGAUAAAGAUGCCCCUCGUGGAGAUGAGAUUACAAGUAGAUUGGCAGUUUGUAACAUGGAUUGGGACAGGCUGAAGGCUAAGGACUUGCUGGCUCUAUUUAAUUCUUUCACACCCAAAGGAGGUGUUAUAUUUUCUGUUAAGAUUUAUCCUUCAGAGUUUGGAAAAGAAAGAUUGAAAGAAGAAGAACUCCAAGGACCUGCAGAACUAUUUGAUCUUCCAGAGAAUACCACAGAGAAAGACGGGCUUUAUAAGGAAAAACUGAGAGAGUAUCAAUUCAAGCGACUGAAAUACUUCUAUGCAGUGGUAGAAUGUGAUUCUCCUGAAACAGCCAAUAAAAUAUAUGAGGAAUGUGAUGGACUGGAAUUUGAAAGUAGCUGUUCUUUUAUAGACCUAAGAUUUAUUCCAGAUAAUGUUACAUUUGAUGAUAAGCCAAAAGAUGUAGCCUCAGAAGUGAAUGUAGCUGCAUAUAAACCAAAGUACUUUACAUCUGCUGGUAUGGUAACAUCAAAGAUAGAUAUCACAUGGGAUGAAACAGAUCAUGAAAGAGUAACGUCACUUAGCAGAACUUUUAACAAAGAGGAACUUCUUGACAUGGAUUUUCAAGCCUACUUGGCUUCAUCCAGUGAAGAAGAAGAAGAAGAAGAGAAGCAAGAUGGUGAUGUAGCUCAUGAAAUGGAAGGUGACAAACCCAAGAAAAGCCAAAAAGAUGAUGAAGAGCAAAUUGCCAAGUACAGAGAACUUUUACAAAGCAUCCAAGAAAAGGAGAAAAAACAGGAAGAAGAUGAUAUAGAAAUGGAGGUUAAAUGGGUUCCAGGCCUCAAAGAAAGUGCUGAAGAAAUGGUCAAAAACCGGUUAGAAGGAAAGGACAACCUAACUCCAUGGCAAAAAUAUUUAGAGAAGAAGAAAGAAAAACGAAAUCUUAAAAAAAAAAGAAAGGCUACUGCUGAGAGAGAAUUGAGUGGAGAUGAACUUCCAUCUGAUGUCGAUCUGAGUGACCCAUACUUUGCUGAAGAGUUUGGGAAAAUAGGUUUAAGGAAGAAGGCAAAAUCAACUGAAAGUGCUGCAGAAGAUGAAACUGAAGUUGAAAACCAGAAGGCUGAAAUGGCCCUACUUAUGAUGGACGAUGAAGAUGAUGACAGAAAACACUUUAAUUAUAAAAAGAUUGUUGAACAACAGAAUUUGAGCAAGAAGAAAAAGAAACUCUUAAUGAAAAAGAAAGAAUUAUUAGAGGAUGACUUCCAGGUUAAUGUUGCUGAUACAAGAUUCCAAGCCAUGUUCACUUCCCCACUAUUUAAUUUGGAUCCUUCAGAUCCAAAUUUCAAGAAGACGAAAGCAGUAGAAAAGAUCUUGGAAGAGAAAGCUCGCCGAAGAGAACAAAAGCAGGAAGAUCUUAAGGAAGCAAGCAGAAGUCAGGAGAAUAAGAUGGCAAAGAAGGGAGAGGCAGAGAUGGCAAAGAUGGAUAGAAAGGAGAAGAAAUCCAUAGAUCCUGCCUUAUCUAUGCUAAUAAAAUCUGUCAAAAAUAAAACUGAACAAUUUCAGGCAAGGAGAAAGCAGAAAGUUAAAUAACUUUUACUGGGACUUUACUUUAGUCUGUGUUCUUCUAACUCACAACAUCUUUUAAAAUUCUUACAGUAUGCUCUGAUUCCUACAGACCAAAGUUUUCCUGAAAAGUCACUUCAUUUUUGCAGCGAGUUUUGAAGUAACUAGAGUCAUGAUAACUCUUUCCUUGUGCCCCAACAAAUACCUUCUUUUACUAUUAAUGAAAAACUACUAUUGGAACUCAUAAGUAUAAAUCUGAUGUUUUCAGAGCUGUUAAUUUUAUAGCAUGCUGUCACUCAAAAAUGCUGGAAAUGCUGAAGAUGGCUACAAAAAUCAUCAUAAUUAGAUUGUAUUUAUAAGAAAAAUACUACUGCAAAGCAUUAGAGUUUGGACUAAUUGUUAGAGAAAAUCUGUCUUAAAAUAUUUUUAAUUCUGCAUCAGUCUGUAAACAUAUCUCGGAUAAAAAAAUAGUAAUACAACUAAAAAUAAAAAUGGAAACAAUUUUUAUACAAGCUUUUUCAUCUUUUUAAAUGAUUGCAUAUACUCCAUUUCAUUGAUUUUUCUUUAAAUAAAUUAAGAGUUCUGGAUCAUGGAGAACUAGUUAAUGGAAAAGGUGCAAUUUAGGAGAGUUUAAUUAAUAGAUACUGGAAAUAAAUGGUUAAAAUUGACGUGAAGUAAUUUGAGGCACUUACUUAUACUAUUUUCUUCUGAAUCCUUUUCCUGUGCCAGUAUUGGUAUCUUCAUAUUUAAUAGCCUUCAAUGGACAAACUCAAAGAAAAAACUAAAGAAAAACUAUACCUGUAUUAAUUUUUUUCUUUCCUGCUACUAAUGUUGCAUUCCCAUUAAUAUAGUUCCACCCAGCAUUGCAAGUAUUAAAAAGAUGUCAAAAGCAGAUCUAGAUGAUAAAAUUUUAGAAGCGGUAGACAUUGGGCCCUGUUAGUGUUAGUGUCACUGAUGAACAUAUCAACAAUGCAGGAAAAUUAAAUACAGACAGGUAAAAAAUUAUCUUUCUUCCCUGGAGUGUGGAAAUUAAUGUUUGACUAACUUUUCUUCCUUUUUAUUUUUUUUUUUUUUGAAGUAUUUGCUGAUGGAAACACGGUAUUUUGUCAAAAAGGAAAGACAAAUUCAGAAUUGAGGUACUGAAAGAAUUUGUAAUGGUUAAAAAAUACAGUUCCUUCCUAAAGCAUUUUACUAAUGUAAACAAAGAAUGUCACUGAAGCUGAAAUUAGAACCUAAAGACAAUCAAAACUAGUGUAUACAUGAAGUAUGUCUUAAUAUGUGAAGGAGAUCACUGAGCCAAAUUUAGCAAAUGAGAGACUAUAUUCCUAAUGGCAAAACUGACAAAAUGCAAUAAGACAGAAUCUGGUAAUACAAAUGAAGAUGAUUUUUGCAAGAAUAUUUUGCAGUAAUGUGGUUGAAUACUUGUAGGCCUUGGGUAUUAAAAAUGUAGUUGCUUUUCAUUAACUGCACUAGUAUCUUCAGAUUCAUUUUCAAGUAGCUAACAGAAAAAGCUGAGAAGAUAAUGUGGUGAAUUUUGUGGAUAGCUGUGAUCCAGCUUCUGUGACUUUUAGCCGUUCAAGGAAUAUGGCAAGACCUGUCAAACCCAUUUUGAAGUUUGGAACUGAUCAACUGUGAUGGAGAAAAGGGUUAAGUAUCUCUAGAAACACCGGGUAACCUCUGAACAUGCCUGUACAGUGGAGAACAACAUAAUGAUAUUUAGUCAGAUGCAAAUUUACGAAGAGAGGAAAGAUACUUUGAGACAGAAAUAUUCCAUCUCGAGAAGUAUCCCUGCAUCUCUGUCAAGCAAAAGGCAGCAGAUACAACUUGAGGAAGUAUAAGUCAUACAGGAGUGUUACACAAGUGUAUCUCACGUGAGCCAUGAAAGAGGAGACAAACUUCUCUUGUAAUUCAGAAACUAAUUUUAAUUUUACAAUAAAAAUUUGAAAAAGUAAGUAGUUUUCUUUAAUGCAGUUGCUUAAUAUUGGCACGUGAGAGACUAUAAUGUGAUUUCCAGGUAUUGAAGUAAAGUGACACUAAACUGAAAAUGUAAUAUUUUUACAUACUGGCUAUUUGUACAGGCUUUUCUAAGUAUGAUUCAUUGUAUGGCUAAUACAUUGUACAAAUAUGAAAUGCACUAAAGACAGUAGCUUAUAUUUAAUAAGAUUGAGUGAUUGGAUACACUAGAAGUACUGGUGACUGAAGGACCUGUAUUUAUGAAAAAUGUACUAAGUGUGUGGAAAACUGGACAGACUAGAACAAAACCGAACUGGAACAAAAAUCAGACAAAAGAUGCAUUUAGCCUAGUGCCUGGUUAUUGGCCCAGUGGCCGAAAACAGAAGACAAAAAAUGGUGUAUUUAUAAUAUUAUUCCUCAGGUAGCAUUCUGUCCUCCAGCAAUUUGUUGCUCAAGAUUUCCUGUGCCAGUAUUGGGACCUUCAUAUUUAAUAGCCUUCAAUGGACAAACUCAGAAAAACCUGUUGCUUUCUGAACGCCUGAAAACUGUUAGCACCCACAGUAUCCUUUGCCAAUGGAUUCCACAGAUUAACCGUGCGUUAACCAUGCAUUGUGUGAAUAACUUCUUUGGUUUUGAACCUGCUGUAUGCUAAUUCAUUUUUGGACAGUUGCUUGUUAUUCAUGUUACUUAAGAUUUUUAUUGAUUUCUAUCUUUUCUCCUCAGUUGUUCUUUUCAAGGCUGUAUGGAAGCGGUUCUCUACAUUUCACCAAGUGGAUAAGUUCGUAAUUGUUCAAACUGUUUCUUCCAAAAAAAAAAAAUAAUUUGGGGUAAGACUAACUGUUGAAGGUAUUUUCUUUGUAAAAGUAUGCUUUUAUUCUUGCUUCAAAACUCAGUUUUUCCUGCAUUUGAUGCACAUGCUCUUGCAAAGGAGCGUUCCUUGUCUGUGUAUUAACAGUAGGCAUAGGCUGCUGUUUUGACUCCCUACCAGUAACUGAGUAGCUUUUACUCUAUCUGUGCUUAUUUUUUCAGCUCUAUGCUGGACAACUUUACUGCUGGAAAACUGUGUGUGGUGUCAGUGAGUUUCUUCUCAUCAGGAAUGCCCAGAUAUGCUGAAUGACAAGUGCUGUAAAACCCUUAAAUAGACCAUCUGUACUUUUGAAAUGUAUCUGUCCUGUAUAGUAACUUUGCUAGAGGACUAAUCUGAAAAAAAAUUGUUAUAAAAUUAAAGACUUUUAAGUACUGAUUCAAAUUAGGUGCUGUAAAUUAUGAAGUAUCUCCUGCUCAUGUGUACAGGCGUUGGCCAUCUUUUUUGGCAGAUUAAAGUGUCUGAACAUGUUUUGAAAUGUGUUCAGUUAGG
Molecule: messenger RNA, 6051 nt
Organism: Rhea pennata
Lineage: Eukaryota; Metazoa; Chordata; Aves; Rheiformes; Rheidae
Gene: ESF1
Product: ESF1 nucleolar pre-rRNA processing protein homolog
Exons: 14
Coding region: 210-2768 (852 amino acids)
Biological process (GO): rRNA processing
Cellular component (GO): nucleus
Molecular function (GO): RNA binding
Source: RefSeq, a predicted model, not a curated record